Bradysia coprophila is the source of this 2481-nucleotide messenger RNA. RefSeq lists its product as uncharacterized. NCBI's taxonomy places the organism in Eukaryota, Metazoa, Arthropoda, Insecta, Diptera, Sciaridae. The record is from RefSeq and is a predicted model, not a curated record. Gene Ontology annotation, biological process: regulation of gene expression. Gene Ontology annotation, cellular component: nucleus.
UUAUAUUGCUCCACCUCAGGUUAGAGGUAGGAAAACGGUUAAGUGUGAACUUGAAGCUUUUUUUUUCAUUAUUAAGAAAUACGAAAAGUUCGUAAAGGUGGCUGAAAAAUCUCCUACUUUUUCUUCUUAAAAAAGUGUAUGCUAAAUUAGUUUUCGUCAAAGUAUAAUAUUUCGGAAUGAAAUGAGAACGUGCGAUUUAUUGUGAUGAGAGACAAUUGAUGUGAUAUGAACAGAAAAAUUAAAAUAGAAAAUAAGUUCAAAUGUUUGAUAAAAUAAGCAACGUGAAAUAGAUGAAAAAUCGGCCAGAAUAUUUGAUUUGCUCAACUGAACAUUUUGUCAAUGGAAUAGUGGCUGAAGACAGCUCAGUGUAGUUCAUCAGAUUUUUCCAUUAAUUUAACGUUGACAUUGUUCAUCAAAUUGCCUGUUUAUGGAUUUUGAAUCUCAGCUUCCCGAUAUGGAUGACAACGAUAAUUUGAUUGAUUUUCAAAAAAUGAACUUCUCCCCAUUCAACCAAUUCACGACUAUUCCACCAAAUGCAUCGCUCCAUCAAUUUACUGCGGCGAAAUUUGCGCAGAAUAUCACCACAGCAGAUGGCCAGGUUGUCAGUCUGGUGUCUGGGGCCGAUGGAAACGUGCAAUUCCUACGCCAAUACGAUGGUAGCACAACACUCCAUCAAACCCAGCAAACAAAUAACAAUACAAGUCUACAGCAGGCACAAACACUUAUACUUCCGAUAACGAUGCCGGGUGAUAAGCCGGGCGAUGUCCAGCAGACGGUACAAAUCCAAGUACUCAAUCCAAAUCAAAUUCAACCAUCGCCGAAAUUUCAAAUGAGUCCCAUGCAAAUACCGAUACAAGGCUUCCAGCAACCGACCGUUCUAACAGUGGCUGUUCCACAUGACGGCGAAUUGUUGUCGAAUCAUGGACUGCCGGAAGGUGUUACCGUACUGGCAGCGAUUCAACCACAAGACUUACAAUUAUUUGCAGCUCAAACCGGUCAAUUACAGCAGCAACAGCAGCAGCAUCAACAGCAACAAAGUACCAAUAAUGACAAUACUCAAAUCGAUAACAGAGACGGUAUGGAUACCAGAGACCUGAAUACGAUCACAAUAAAACAAGAGCCACAGGUGUGGACAACCAACGCGGUACAAGGUCAGGCAACGGAUCUGACCGAAUAUUUCUCAAGACAAGGCAUAAUCAACCUCCAGCAAUUUCUGCGUUUCAAUCCCGAUACCAUAAAGCGAGAGUCUCAAAUUGAAAAUUCGCCUCUGAACGGCGUUGAAGGAUCGGACAAUUCGCAAGAGAAAAUCGAAGUUGGUGAAACGGUCGAAACGGACGCUACCGGCAAGGUGAAGAAAAAACGAAAAUACAAAAAGAAGCCGCCAAAAGUGAAAGCACCGAAACCGGGUCAAGUGCACAUUGCCACUGCAUUAGACGGCACGAUAUUGUUUUGCUGUCCGGAGUGCCAGAUGGCGUAUCCGGAUAAGUCUAAUUUGGAGCAACAUUUGACGGUUCAUAAAAUCGAACGCCGGUACAUUUGCGAUCUGUGCGGUGCGGGUCUGAAGCGAAAAGAGCAUCUGGAAAGACAUAAACUGGGACACAGUCCGGAACGACCAUACAUUUGCAGCGUGUGCAUGAAGGGGUUCAAGAGAAAAGAGCAUUUGAAUUUGCAUUUCGUCAUUCACUCUGGCUUUAAAAAUGAGAUUUGCGGCGAAUGUGGAAAGGGAUUUUAUCGAAAAGACCAUCUGCGAAAACAUGCCAAGUCUCAUGCAACGAAACGACUCAAAGAGGAAAUGAAUGCACAAGCGGCUGCGUCUUCACUGUCAUCAACGUCCGUCGAUGCAAAUACUCAAAAUUCAGACAAUACAACGUCCAGCAAUGAUUUACUGACUCCAUUACCUAUGCAACCAGAAAGUCAAACGAUUUGCCUGCCGGGCGUUACAAUACACGUUCCAACGAGUGAUAAUACCACAUUACCUGUUCAGAUACAACUGCCGCAACUAGUUACGACAAGUUCACCAGAUGGCACCACUAGUACGGUCGUGUUGCAAUCACCCAUGCAGGAUCCAUCGCAAAGUCAGGCACAAUCGAUCGAUCAACAAAUUCAACAACAGAUCCAACAACAGCUACAACAACAAUUACAGCAGCAGCAGCAGCAGCAGCAGCAACAACAACAACAACAACAACAACAGCAGCAGCAACAACUGGACCAAUGACAUUUAAUGAACGCCCUACAAAUUAAAAAAGAAAAACUUUAACUGAGCCCUGCUCUCACUAAAAGAGGAAUCCCCGAUUUUCGUUUCCAAAAACUAUAAGCCUUAGGACUUCAAGAUGUAAAAUGCAUUUAAAUUCAUUUAUUCCAUUACCAUCCAUUCGCAAAUCUUUUUUCUGAAAAAAGACAAACCAGCGACCCAUUGAAACCGAACAAUAAUGAUAACGAUGAUGUGGUCAACGUACAUGACAUAAUGUAAAAUUUGUAUAA